AUGACCUCCUAUCACGAUCACCUAAAAGUCAUUGAAAUACACAACCGUCCCUUCGUAUUAUCUGCACAAUUCGGAAGCAGCAAUAUAUUUCUCGUUCCUACUUUCGCCAUUUCAAACCUACCAAAAACAAUCGAUGAGCAACGAUCCGUUCAUAUGAUUAACCCCACAAACGAAUGGAUCAACCGCGUCACUCCGAUAAAUUGCCAACAGGCUCGUCGAACUCGCGAUCGAACUCCAGAUGCAGCACUCGUCGGCACCGGCGAUGCAACACACAAGGUGAUUGCACAGCACGACAAAGAUGAGCAAGUUCCUGUACAACCAGUCGCUUCGUACGACGCUUUUAUCGCGCGUCUUCACGCAGCCGAGUCGCCGAGGAUAGUCGAAGGUUCCCGAGCGACCGCCGAAGACGCCCGAAAGCUCGCGUCGCCGCUCGAGCCGCCGCCGACGCGAUCACGUGAUUGCAUCGAGGAUGUCGAUAGUAUUCCGGAAGCUGACACCAACAUCGGCGACCAUGUCGACGACCGUAGACUCCGCGCCGGGACUGACAGCUUCCCGAGCAUCAACGAGAGACCGGUCGACGACAUCUCCCUCGAGUUCUUUUACAAACCGCACACCAUCACUCUGCUGCUCAUCUCCAUUGGCGCAGUCAUAUACUCGGCGUUCACCAGAAAUACCAUCAAUGUCGAGGAUAACAUGUGGGCAGGCAUGUUAUGUGUCGUUUUCUUCUUUCUCAUCAUAUCUGUCCUAACGUUUCCCAAUGGACCAUUCACCAGGCCUCAUCCAGUGGUAUGGCGGAUAGUAUUUGGCUGCAGUGUUCUGUAUCUAAUGGGUCUGUUGUUCUUGUUGUUCCAAAACUACGAGACAGUUAGAAAAAUUCUGGUAUGGAUAGAUCCAGGUUUAGCAUCCUUUCACAUCGACAUGGAUAAGGAGUAUGGUGUUAAUUGCUCAGACGUCACAGUAGAAAAAAUUUGGAAUCACUUGGACGUGUUUGCAAUGGCUCAUUUUCUUGGCUGGACCUUCAAAGCUAUUCUGAUUCGUCAUCUUGGCAUCCUCUGGGCCAUUAGUGUAAUGUGGGAAGUGACAGAGAUCGCCUUUGCGCAUUUGCUGCCGAACUUUGUUGAAUGUUGGUGGGAUGCACUGAUUCUGGAUGUUCUUGUGUGCAAUGGAUUGGGUAUUUGGGUCGGCCUGAAGAUUUGCUCCAUAUUAGAGAUGCGGGAAUAUAAAUGGGUCAGCAUCCGUGACAUCGAGAGUACUACUGGGAAGCUGAAGAGAGCAAUGCUACAAUUCACACCUGGUAGCUGGACAUCUGUCAGAUGGCUAGAUCCUACUUGCACACAUAUGCGAUUGGUCGCAUUGUGCCAAUUAGUGAUAUUUUGGCAAGUCUCUGAGCUCAAUACCUUCUUCUUGAAGCAUGUCUAUGAAUUUCCGCCAUCUCAUCCUUUUGUUGUGGCCAGAUUAGUGUUGAUUGGCGUCAUAGUCGCGCCAUCAGUCAGGCAGUAUUAUAUGUUUGUCACUGAUCCGACAUGUAGUCGAGUGGGAACUCAAUGUUGGGUCUAUGGAGCAAUUAUGGUGACUGAAGCCCUGCUGUGUAUACGUCAUGGUGCAGCUUUAUUUGAGCGUACUCAAGCCCUCAAUAUCCUACUUUGGUUGCUCUGUCAGUCUCUAGUCUCUGUUCUCUGUGUCUAUGGCUGUGUCUUGUGGCAUCAGUAUUUUGAAACGGGAAAGAAAGCCACUAUAAGGCGGUCCGUCUCUCAUCUAGGCAACUUUAACACGAACGUAAGCGGGAACAUGGUUCGCCGUACGAAAUCUGUGGAAGAAUUGGAUAAGAAAGAGCUGUGAGGAAAGAACUAAAGAGGACCGCUCGAUGUGAGAGCUGUGAACGCUAAUGAAUAUUUUCUAGUCGAAUAAAACAAUCGCGCGUAGAAGAAAUUUAUAGGAUAAAUGAUAAUGCGUGCGUGCGAAUUAAUUACUUAUGAUGUGACGUGGUACGAAUGUCUCCGAAACUGUUGUUAAUAUGUUCCUCAGAAUAAAUAGAGAAUAUUGUUACCACUCGAGUGGUCCGCGGACGCUCCGAUUUAGCGUUCGGUCAAGUUCGAUGUGACUUACGUAAAUAUCAUUUAUUUAUUCAUAUUCAUCUGCCUCACACCAUAUUUCUACUCAUUUUCAUUUGACAUAGCUGUAACUUUAUUUCGCAAAGAAUGCGCUUGCAACGACAUUGUUCGUCAAGAAAUACUGCUUUUAAAUUUAAGAUAUACUACAUAUCUUCCUUGCACAUGAAUAAGAAUCUCUGUAUAUACAAAUUUAGAGAUACAGAAGCAAAAUACACGUUUUUCAAUUUUUUAAUACAAGAUUGAAUUAUAGAUGUAGUCUUAACAUACAUCAUUCACGCGUAUGAAACUAAAAGCAAAUACUUAAUAUUUUUUAUUCCAAAUAAAAGAGAAAUCCAUCAUCGUUUGUCCGUAUACCUGUACAUUAGAAAAGUUUACUUGCGAAUCUCAUAGGACGGACAGACGGACGUGAAUUUCGUUUCUGUAUCUAUCGAUUUAGUAUCUUGUAAUAGUUCGCGCCGCGGAUACUUGUAAGCUGACUGAGUCUAUAAUAGAUCUAUAAUAGAUCGCAAUGUCCGUUCAAUCAAUUUUCACUCCGGCAUCAGUGCAGCGGUCUCUUUGAAGUCUAUAUACGGAAAGAUGCUGCAAACGUCGUUGGGAGCGAUCUGCGAACCCAGCGGACAGUUCCACGCCUCGGCGAGGAGUUUAUUGUUCGAUGCAGAGACAAACACGUGAAUCCGGUUUGGCAAAUUCUCGCUCUCGUGUAAAGAGAUGUACGACGACGUGAGCGGCGUCUUCGUGCAAUAUGUCUGCAAUCGGCAGAGAUUAAUAAAAACUUGAUAAAAACAUUAAGGCUCCUUUCUUCUCGCUGAUCAUGUUGGAACUGUGACGUUAGAAGCGAGAAGAUACACUAAAAUUCUUAGAUACCAUUUCAAUGAAACUACAGAUGGCUUUAGCACACUCUUGAAAUAUCUCGAAAACUAUUUUUUUCCCUUUAUGAUUUAAUUAUAUAAUGUAAUUAUAUAUUACAGUCAUUUUACAACUGUUGAUUAAUUAUAAAGAGAAAAGGAUAGCUUUCAAGAUAUUUUAAGAGUGUGCUGAAGCCUGUUUCUGAAGUGCUGUUUAACCGAAAUAUCUUUUUAUUUCGAAAUGGCAUCCAAAAAUUUUCAGCGUGUGCUUUCUCGCCUCUGACGUCAAAAAUCUAACAUAACUGCAGCGAGGAUCCAGGAGCUUUAAUUAUCCGGAGUGGAUGAUGCAUGAACUUUCCUCGGAAUAAUCCGAGACUCGAAAGAAUCUUCUCACCCUCUCCCCGCUAAAUAAAACUAUGAUUAAUAUAAACCAAACUAUGAGAACAGUACCUGAGCGUAGGCGAGAUAGAAUAAUUGAUCGAUGCGGAGUUUUAGCCAUGGAAGCCUUCUCUCCGCAUUCGAUCUAGUAAGAGCCAAAGUAUCAUAGGCUAGUCUGAGUCCCAUAAUUUCAGACAACCGCUCGUUCAAGGUCAAUCGCGGAAUCUAGAAUAUUCGAAAGUAUCUAUAAUUUGUGUCUGCAAACGAUAAAUUAUAAUAAGCGAUUCGCGUCUUAUUUUAAAUCUUGUUGCAGAAUCUUUUUUAACCAUUGUUUCAUUAUAUACAUGUAUAUAUGUAUAUUUAUUGCACAAUGCAAUGUAUAUAUAUUUAUAUAUAUACAUUAUGCAAUAAAUAGGAUUAAAUAUUCUAAAGAGUUAAGUAUUCGUUUACCAUAAACGACACUGUCUGAUCAGUGAAGGGUAACGUCAUGUUCAUAGGUCCUUGAUAUAAGCUUUCCUUUUGACAAUUGAUGUAAUCGUCAAAGUUUGUAUCAGUGAAUUCAUUCUCAUACAUCAGGGAAUCUUGAGUAUUCCUAGUUUGGUCCCAAUAGUGUAUACCUAUAUGUGAUGAAAACACGAAUAAUCGAAAAAUCUUUAUUUAUAAGAGCAAUUUAUAAAUAUUCAUUUAUAUAUAAUUAGCACGUGCUUGUUUCAUUUACCAUUCGCGUCGAAAUGAUGGGCGAUCUGAUGUGCUAUUAAAUUUCCGAGCGUUGCGAGCAGAAGAUAAUCAAAGGAGAGUUCAUCAUUUAUCAAGGACCAAUCAAUAAUACCAUAAGGAAUCACAAUGAGAUUCAAGCCGUAGAUUGCUUGCGCUUUCGAUUGGAAUGGCGUUGCAUAAUACGUCCAACUACGCAAUUUAUAGAAAUAUUUCAAUCUCGAUUUCAGCAGUCUUCAAGAUUUAAGAAAUAAAAUUUAAAAAUCACAGUGAUGAGAGAGAUCCAAAGUUUUUUUUGAGCUUCUGAAUUUAAAAAAUUUCACAAACAAAAAAUCUAACAAUAUAUACUAUCUGCAAAAAUAAAGAUUUUAAGAAUCUUUGCAAUUUUCUCAAAAAAGUUCCAAGAAUAAAUUUAAUUGCAUGAAUUGCGUAUCUUACAUUUGCUUUGGAUCGCCGAUUUCUCGUCUUAAUUCAAUGUACAUCAGCGUUCGAUAUCUUUUCAGCAGAAUCAUCGAAUUAUUGAAAUAAUUGUCAGAUAGAAUUAUCUGAAAUUUAUUAUUUUCAAUGUAUAUGAUGUAAUUAGACAAACUAAAUAAGAUUUAUAUUGAUAAAUCUUCAACAAAAUUGUUUUAUUAAUAUCCAUUUAAUAAAAUAGUAACAGUAAAAAAAUUUUACCUGUGACACAUUAUAUUCACUGUAUAGCGAGUCUCUGUUCUUGAAAUAAGAAAUAACAGGCAGUGCAAGCUCGA
Molecule: messenger RNA, 4797 nt
Organism: Nylanderia fulva
Lineage: Eukaryota; Metazoa; Arthropoda; Insecta; Hymenoptera; Formicidae
Gene: l(3)77CDf
Product: phosphatidylserine synthase 1 homolog l(3)77CDf
Biological process (GO): phosphatidylserine biosynthetic process
Molecular function (GO): L-serine-phosphatidylethanolamine phosphatidyltransferase activity
Source: RefSeq, a predicted model, not a curated record